Messenger RNA from Xenopus tropicalis (tropical clawed frog), 1925 nucleotides. RefSeq names its product cathepsin B (gene ctsb). The transcript has 10 exons. The record is from RefSeq and is a predicted model, not a curated record. NCBI's taxonomy places the organism in Eukaryota, Metazoa, Chordata, Amphibia, Anura, Pipidae. Gene Ontology annotation, biological process: proteolysis. Bases 105 to 1106 code for a protein of 333 amino acids. Gene Ontology annotation, molecular function: cysteine-type peptidase activity; cysteine-type endopeptidase activity.
GCGCGGAGAGGAGUAAGCGGAUUGGGCGGCGAGUCAUGUGACCGUGUUAUGGCUGUGCCUUGUUUACUGGAACCUUGUCCUUACCGGAAGGGAGUCCUGCAACAAUGUGGCAGCCUGUAGUCGUACUCUGCUUCCUGGCCUCCAUUGCCAGCGCCCGGCAUCUCCCCUUCUUUGCCCCCUUGUCUGGUGAUAUGGUGAAUUAUAUCAACAAGAUGAACACUACAUGGAAGGCUGGGCACAACUUUGCUAAUGCAGAUCUACACUAUGUAAAACGACUCUGUGGAACACACCUUAAUGGCCCCCAGCUGCAGAAGAGGUUUGGCUUCGCUGACGGCAUGGAGCUUCCAGACAGCUUUGAUUCGCGGGCAGCCUGGCCCAACUGUCCCACCAUUAGGGAGGUCAGAGACCAGGGAUCCUGUGGCUCUUGCUGGGCGUUUGGUGCGGUGGAAGCCAUCUCUGACCGUGUUUGUGUGCACACCAAUGGGAAGGUGAAUGUGGAGGUGUCUGCGGAAGAUCUCCUGUCCUGCUGUGGCUUUGAAUGUGGCAUGGGCUGUAACGGAGGGUACCCAUCUGGAGCCUGGAAAUUCUGGACUGAGACCGGUCUGGUUUCUGGGGGCCUGUACGACUCCCACUUGGGCUGCCGGCCCUACUCCAUCCCUCCCUGUGAGCACCAUGUGAAUGGAUCAAGGCCGGCCUGCAAGGGGGAAGAGGGCGAUACCCCAAAGUGUGUGAAGCAGUGCGAGGACGGCUACGCUCCAGUCUAUGGCAGCGACAAACACUUCGGAGCGACCUCCUACGGCGUGCCAAGCAGUGAGAAGGAAAUUAUGGCUGAAAUCUACAAGAACGGCCCAGUAGAGGGAGCUUUCUUGGUCUAUGCCGACUUCCCAAUGUACAAGUCAGGUGUGUACCAGCAUGAAACCGGAGAAGAACUUGGAGGUCAUGCUAUUAAGAUCCUGGGAUGGGGUGUGGAAAAUGGCACCCCCUACUGGCUGUGUGCAAACUCUUGGAACACAGACUGGGGUGAUAAUGGCUUCUUCAAGAUUCUGCGUGGCAAGGAUCACUGCGGGAUCGAGUCUGAGAUUGUUGCCGGAAUUCCCAAAAACUAGAGCUUUUAUCAAUUUCUUUUAACUGACGCCUGCUACAAUAUGACCUUUUAUUUAGAAAGAAGGAAAACAGAACAAAACUUUUUUUUUUUUUUUUUUUUUUUUUUUUAAUUCAAGUGUUAUUAGUUUUACUAGGAUAUCGGAGUAUAGGGGUAGUUGGCCAGGCUGGGGCUACUACUCUUUUAGAGCAGAGCAGGCUGGGAAACUAUAGGGGGGGGUAUCCUUGUUGCCCCAGUGAGCGCUGUACUGGCCCAGGGCUUGGCAUGUAACUCUGCAGGUACUGCCACUCCCAGGAACCCGCAGGGAGUUGGGUUAAACAAUAUCUGUUGCAAGAGGCCAAUCCCUGAGCGAGACACAAGCCAAUAGGAGCCCUGGCCCCAUACAAUGUGACCAGAUUUCUGUCUUUCAUUCUGGGGGGAAUCUCUACAGACUCCUCCCCCUGACUAAUUAGGUUUCCAUAGUUGUGAUUGGCUCAAUCAUGCUGCCGUUUAAUUGGGGAAUGUUCUGUAAACGGAUCUAUAGAUAUUCUGUUCUUAUACACAAAGGGCACUGGGGUUGUUAUACGGCUGGUACUGGCGUUUUACCCAUAACCACUAUAUAUACCGUGCCCAUUGCUUCUGCUGGGAGUUGCCCCGAGGGGCACGAGUGCAUUGCAUGGCGUUUAAAUGGGCGGAGCUAGGGGGUAAAUCCUUGUUGGAUACCCACGUGCCACUUGUAUACGCGCCUCACGUUGCCUUUUUUUAGUUCUUGUCUUUUAAAAAGAUGGUAGUGUCAAGAUUUUUUUUUUAAAUUUGCCAAUAAAAUGCCUUGUCUUCCUUUUAA